This is a messenger RNA of Myxocyprinus asiaticus (Chinese sucker), 6076 nucleotides long. RefSeq lists its product as uncharacterized. Bases 377 to 3604 code for a protein of 1075 amino acids. The record is from RefSeq and is a predicted model, not a curated record. NCBI's taxonomy places the organism in Eukaryota, Metazoa, Chordata, Actinopteri, Cypriniformes, Catostomidae. The transcript is spliced from 10 exons.
CGGUGCUCGUCAGUCGCAAUGAGAGCAAUAAUCGGGAAUUCUGUUAUCUUUAUGUGUUGUAUAUAUGUCAUACCUAAUGUUCUACAUACCUUAACGAUAAGCCGUGUUGCGGUUCAGUGUGCUCUGUAAAUCUGCCCAGCACUCUGGAUGUGGGUCUGUAGAGUCUCCGGAAAUGACUUCUCACUGGCUUAGAGAAAUCACAUCUGAGCCGUGAAUCAGGAGGAUGGAUCCGCGAACAUUAGUGAUAUAACUGCACACUUUCACCUCCGGAGACAUUGAUGUGCGGGGACUGACAGCUGUAAACGAGAAAACAACCGAGCAGAAGAAAGAAAAUCAUACACAUCUGGGAUGGCAUGAGGUCCCUUCAGUCCCUAAAAUGAUGUUGUCCAAUCCUCCGACUGACCAGAAAGGGACAGCGCAGGUACCUGCAUCUCCAGCUGGUCCGUGCCGGCGUGCUCCACAGUCUCCACUAUAUCAGGAGCAGCUGGCCGCAGGAUGCCGAGAAACCAGCAAGGAAGAGGGUGGAUCUGGUAGCAGACCACUGACAUCUGUCUUUGAGAAAGCCAUGAGGGAAGUUCAUCCAGAGACUGACGGAACACGAAGACAGAUGGCGUUUGAUCCUAGUUCAGCUCGCAUGCACAUGUAUACUCGUGCAGAUGAAGAGGGCAAGUUGAGGGAUCCACGAACAUGGACAUCUGCCACCUUCAAUUCAGCUCCUUUAACUGGCCCAUCAGGAGAGCAACUAGGCAUUCUAGAACGAUUUCUUGUGUCCCAUCAAACUGAGAUGAAACAUCUGCUGACAAAUACUCUCGGCUCUUUGACCAAGCGUUUUGAGGCAGUGGAGAAGAGGAUGGACCAGCUGUGUUCACAAAGCUGUGCCCACACACGUAGUUUAGCCCUGCUUCACAGUAAAGUUGGCCAACUGGGCAGAGACUUGUCCUCUGGCUGUCCGAAUACUCCUUGUGUUUUACCUGCUUGCAGUCUUGGAGAGGAUCCAAAAGUGUCAAAAGACAACAAAGGAAUGAUCUCAAAUAUUUCCUCUUCUAGGCCACUUUAUAGUGCACUGUCCCCAGAGGCAAAUAAGGACCCUGUGUGUUCAUGGGCAAUAUCGACUCCUUCCCAGGCCAGGCAAAGCACUGCCCAUAAGCCUGAGGACACUAGCUGUCAGUGUCAAAUUGGGAAUUGCAGUGCUUCCAGUUCAUCAUAUGGAAUGCUGAAAACUAGCCCUUCGAGACAGGCUGAGAACUGUUUGCAGGGGAACUACUCACCUGUUUCUGACUUUGAAGAACUGGAGAUGGAAUUGGAAGCUGAAAAGGAUAGAGUUGCAUCAAGCUUAUUGGUUGAUUCUGUUCUCAGCAGCUCAGAUAACAAUGACAGCCUGGAACUCCUUUGUAAACAGGAAGCUCAAUCCUCUGAUAGUGUGGAGAAUGCUGUUUCCAGUCAGGAAUUAGAAGCCACCAAGUAUAAUCAGUCUUUACAUGUUCCUGCACACCCCCAGGUGCCUUCCUUUAGCACUCAAUUUCUCAAAUAUUCAUCUCCAAGUGGCUUGAGGUCAAAGACAGAUAUGGAUCCUCUUUAUUUAUUUUCAAAUGCAACAGAAUCAAAGCCCUCUGGGAAACCUGCGACAUUGACAAAUUCCACAAAAGACAAGAGUGAAAAUAGUCAGCCGCAGUCCUUCAGUCAAAGUACCUUCUCAAAACCGCUUGGAGCACAACUUAACCCUGAUAAAUCCAAGGCUUGUUCAGUUCUCUUAGUUAAUUUUCAGACUUCUAAUAAGAAAGAGGAAGAAAUCAGGGAAAAGAUUGUCAUAAAAGAUGAGAAGCCAUUCUUAAGUGUUUUUCACUCUACUACUACCUCAUUGAGUAAUAAUUCUUCAGUCUUGGGGAGCAUCCCAACUUCAAGACAAAUAGAAGGACAGGCAGGUAGAAAUGUUGGAGAUUCUGCUGACAGCACAAAGGUAGGUAGUAAGGGACAAAGUGAGCAAGUUGAGGAGCAUACUAGCUUUGAUGGUCAGUUUUCAUACUCAAAAGAUAGCUCAUUAAAACUCCCUUUUCAAGGGUCAUUAAUCCUGCCAUACUGUGAACUCACUUUACCAAACCAAUUGGUAAAAAGUGUAGGGGACCUAAAAACACUGGGUUCGAUUUUGCCGGUUUAUCAAACACCCUCAAGUUCCAAACUCUCUGCUCCAAGAAAUGGGUCCUCAAAACCAUUUAAUCUAGAACUCAAGUCUAACCAUGAUACUGAAAAACUGUUGAAUCAACUCUCUGACACUGCCCAGCGCUUGGUGUCCAGCAGCUACUCCACAAAUGACUUGGUACUGCAAGACAGAUGGACUGGUUGUAGCAGGUCUGAUUCCAAGCUCAAACACUACGAUGGUAGGAAACGUCACCUUCCUGGAUUUCCUUCUGUUAAAGUAGGUGAAACGCUUUCUCUGUCCUUUCAUGAGGAGAAAGAAGAGACAUCCGACCAUUGGCAGCCGAUUCUUGAGGACUCAAUAGUCCCCAUCUCACCUCGGUUGACUCGGACACUAACUUGUCCUUCUCAUGCUUUUUCUAUCAACCGGGAGCUGGAUAAAGACACUGUGUGUUCUCCUAGCUUGUCUCAAGUUUUUCAGCCCACCACUCUGCCUAUGUCUACUUUAAGCAAAGGGAGCUUCUCUUGGGCAGGUAUUAGUACUGUCCUGGCUUUAUCUUCUCCAGUGUCCUUCAGACUGUGGUUUCGACACAGGCGACUCAACUUGCACAUGCAGGUGUCACGUCCUGGUGUCCAUACGGUUGUAAGUCGGAUUUUGGGCCAGUGCAAGUCUCAUCCUUAUCGACCACUGGUUGACUUUACAGCCCCACCAGGUUUUGACAAUGAUCACCACUAUACACGACGAUCCAGUCAAGAAGCUACACCCAGCAGGAAAAGGGCUUCAGCACGGAAAGCAUCAUCAACAUUUCAUCUGUCAAAAAUUCGUCUCACACCAGAACGGAGUCUGGAUCAUUCCCCACGGCACAGCAUCAGCCCUAAAUCUCUGCGUUUGGAUGGAUCUCCCACUGAAUCUGUCCCCAGUUUUGCUAUUGUCAGUGCAAAUGUGAAAUACCCUGGUCUGCAUGGUCGGGGGGCAUCUAGAGAAAUGAACCAGGUGGGACUUUAUGAUGCUAAUGCUGGAGCUCCACCAGGUCAGCGUUCCAAAAAGGUCUCCCAAAUUAGGAUUCGCAAGACUGUUCCAAAACCUGAUAACAACCUUACACCAAUGGGACUUCCCAAACCAAAGAGGUUGAAGAAAAAGGAAUUCAGUUUGGAAGAAAUAUAUACCAACAAGAAUUACAAGUCUCCAGCCCCUAACAGAAGUCUGGAGACGAUAUUUGAAGAGCCGAAAGAGAAGAAUGGCGCUCUGGUGUGCAUUGGUCAUCAGAAACGUAAACGAGUUCUAGAUUUUCCAGAUUUCACACUGCCACGGAAACGCAAGGCUAAAAGUAACCUGGGGCCACUACGUGUAAAGGGGCCACGGGGAAGGGCUCGUAGGGGUAGACAAGAUGACGCUGACCUUGACAUAAUGCUUAUCGAGAGGCUUACAGAACUGGAAGACUACUUUUCUCGCCAAGGCCUGGAGGUUUAAGCAAAGUUGUUUCCACAAAUCUUCGUUUUCAGUUCUUGUGAACAGGUUUUAGGUUACCAGAAAUGUUGGUUUUAGUCAUACUGCCUGAACAUGCAAAGAAUUGGAGCUUCACACAUCAUUGUUCACUUUAGAACAAUUAGCGAUAGAUGGACAUUUUUCCUGUAGCAUUUACAGUUGAGACUUCAAAUUAAUGUGCACUGACCCAAAAGACAUUUGAGCAGUGUGUUUGUGUGUGAGGGUGUACAUAAUACAAGCACAUUAUAGUUAAACUUCAACAAAGCACUUUCUGUUUCCCCACAAUGUGAUUGUUGCAGCUAUGUUACUCUCGCAUUCGCUACACGUUGCUAACCAGCAUGUUCCUUACCGUGAUUUUGAGCCUGUGUUUGAAGACUGUUUAUGCAUUUCAUGAUUUCACUAAUAAGGUGGGUGCUCAUUCUAGACUACUAAUGAUCUUAUCAAAUUAGCAUCUUGAAUUAUUUAACCAUUUUUCAUGUGCAUUAAGUCUGGACUGCAAGUAUUACUUAAACCAUUUUCCCUGUGUAUCUGAAAUGCUAAAGGACUUGCUACCAAAAACCGGACUAGAAAAAAUAUAUAUUUUGUAAGUCGUUAUCUUCUAUUAAGUCAAUCUUUUAAAGGAAUAGUUCACCCCAGAAUGAAAGUUCUCUCAACAUUUACUCACCCUCAUGCCAUCCCAGAUGUGUAUGACUUCAAAUAAAGAUUUUUAGAAGAAUAUCUCAGCUCUGUAGGUCCAUAAAAUGCAAGUGAAUGGUGACCAGAACUUUAAAACUCCAAAAGGCAUAUAAAGUCAGUAUAAAAGUAAUCCAUAAGACUCCAGUGGUUUAACCCAUGUCUUCAGAAGUGAUAUGAUAGGUGUGUGUGAGAAAUAGAUCAAUAUUUAAGUCCUUUUUUUUACUACAAAUCUCCAAUUUCACAUUCACAUUGUUAUUUUGUUUUUGGCAAUUCACAUUCUUCAUAUAUAUCGCCACCUACUGGGCAGGGAGAAUUUAUAGUAAAAAAGGACUUUGGAUAUUGGAUAAAGGAUAUUGAUCUGUUUCUCACCCACACCGAUCAUAUCACAUCUGAAGACAUGGAUUAAACCUUUUUUUUAGCUUCAAAGUUCUGGUCACCAUUCACUUGCAUUGAAAGGACCAACAGAGCUGAUAUCUUCUUCUAAAAAUCUUUGUUUGUGUUCAGCUGCAGAAAGAAAGUCAUACACAUCUGGGAUGGCAUGAGGGUGAGUAAAUAAUGAGAGAAUAUUCAUUUUUUGGAUGAACACUUUGCAGUAUUUGGCUUUUCCUUGCGAUUUUUUUUUUUUUUUGUUUGUUUCUUUUAAAAAUCUUAAUGUAUUUCAUUUAGAUGUUAAAGUUUGUGUUUUUGCAUUUGUUGAUCAUGGGCUGUCAUGUUAAAAUUGGCUUUCUUUCAGCCUUUUUAAGUUAAAUUGAUCCAUUGCGGCUGUCCUUCUAAUGCUUCACUGUUUGAUUUAAUUAAAUACAUUUGUAUUCGGUAGUAUCAAAUUAUAACAUUUAUUCUGUCCUAUGCCGUAUAGUAAGAGAACAUGCAGAGCCUCUAACACAAGAUAAGCCAGUAAUUUGAAGUUUCUAUUUGGUUAAAAAUGUGGGGGGGGGGGGGCACUUUGAUUUCAUGGUAAUUGAGAGAAUGCUUUUGUUCAUCACAUACUUAAAAGGCAAAUGCAUUUAUCCAAUGCUGAGCUCAGUUUUGAUAUUUGAUAAAUGUUUGCAGUGAAUCUAUGCCUCUGUCUUGCAGGUGUAAUAUCUGGUUGACGUUAAGAAUGCAUUACAUCCCCCACCACUUGGUUUAUUUAGCAGCUAAUAAAGUGAUGAGCUGGCCCGAUUCGACAUGGGUUGGUUUUAGUUUUAUCAUUCCAUUGUACAGCUUCUUUUUCUUAUUGUUUGAGGAUGCAAGCAAGGCCAGGUAUUUAGUUUUGAUGUGGUCAGGUUUAUUUCAUGAUUUAUUUUUCCUAUUAGAGAGCUUUUACAAUCAACUGUAAUGUACUUUUGGACCUAUAAUCUAAAGCUUUGGAAGUCUAUCAGAUAUCUACACUUGAUCCCCAAAGAGUCUGAGCCUUUACCUGACAAGCAUCUCUGUGCCAGUAGAACGGAGUGAUAGAAACGUGAUUUCAACACAACCUGCAGCCAUAAGUAGUCUGCUUAUUUCUUUGAACUGUUAGGAUGGUACACACAGACCCUAAUUUUGAAAAGAAAGAUGUUAUAUGUUUACACAGGUAUGCAGUGGAACUGCCUGUUUGAUCUUUUUUCAUGAUGGAAAGAUUUCCAUUUUGUAUUGAUCUUUUUUUUUUAUUAUUUCUUUAUUUCCCUACCAUCCACACAGUGUUACAGAUACUGCGACUGUGCUUCUGAUCCUUUACCCCACCAACACUAAAUACUGCUUGAGUGCUGUAAUGCAAUGUGAUUUUAUAUAAGUAUUUUAUGAAUAAAAUUGUGUUAAAUAAGA